Molecule: messenger RNA, 1216 nt
Organism: Seriola dumerili (greater amberjack)
Lineage: Eukaryota; Metazoa; Chordata; Actinopteri; Carangiformes; Carangidae
Exons: 5
Source: RefSeq, a predicted model, not a curated record
GCCAGAGUACCAUUACGUAUAUCUAUACCUUUGUGGAAAGCUUCAAGGGACCUCACCCAGGUUUUGCCAGUAUCGCUCAGAUGGCGUCGUGUCCACAAGCAGGCCAGCCAGUCACCUUGAUGCUCUCAGUAAUGGGAAGGAAAGGUCCGUCAUCAAUGAGUGUUGGAAACAUUGGCCUAGUAACUGUGUCUGGUCCUGAGGUUGUGAGCAAUGGUACGAUGACUGACAUGGGUAGCGGAGACAUCCUGGUGACUGUUGACAUGGUCCCUGAGGGGGAGUUUGUUGUCAUUCUGAAAGGAACAGACAAAGUGUCAAACUCUGAAUUUCAGAGGCAGUCUACCACCCAGAUGUCUGUCUCCAAAGUGAACAUCCAGGCUGUGGUGGACAGCAGUGUGGAGCCAGGAGAAACCUUUAAGCUCCCCUUCAGUGUAACGACCCAGGGCUCUGGUGGUCAGUAUCACAUCAGCGCCAGAAAUGACAGAAACUUCCACAUGUCCUACUCAAGCAACCUCACCUUGACAACUGGAAAAUAUACUAAUGAUACGUUGACCAUUACGGCACCUGCCAGCACACCAUCAGGCACUGAUAUCACUCUGACUGCAGAAGCCAAGUCGUCCAGUGGUGUUGACUCCAAUUACGUCGUGUUGAGAUUGUCUGUUGUCACCAAGAUAACAGAUUUUGUUCAGCCUUUGUGUGAAGUGGUUAGUGUGCAGGCUGAUUAUUGCCCUCAAGAUGUUUCUCAGUGUGGACCUUUCAAGUGGAAGCUCUCGGCCAACCUUACUGAUGGAAACGGCGCUGGGAUCGAGAGAAUCUCCCUGCAACAGGGUAAUGGAUCCCUCUCAUACACCUCUCUGAGUGCUCCUGUUGUCCAGGCAAACUACAACGCCUCCUGCUGCUCACAAACUGUGGAGUUCAUAGCUGUAGAUAAAGUUGGCAAUGUGGGAAAAUGCUACCAAUCAAUUGUUCGUUCGGAUGGCCCUCCUGCUUUAACUCUGUCAUUGCCACUGUGGUUGUGCCUGUUGGUGUCUGCUUUUGUAAUCAGGCCUUGAAGGGCUUAGUUUAGGUUGUGUCUUAUAUCUGUAUGCUGCAUCAGGUAUUGUACACUGUUCAUGAUUUUAAAUUAGUCCUAACUGUAACCCUCAAAACAGUGUGCUGCCAUGAUGGACUGAAACAUUGGUGAUGGUCACCCUAAACCCAGAUAUCCUGCUCACACAGU